Molecule: messenger RNA, 357 nt
Organism: Pistacia vera
Lineage: Eukaryota; Viridiplantae; Streptophyta; Magnoliopsida; Sapindales; Anacardiaceae
Product: major centromere autoantigen B-like
Exons: 3
Coding region: 1-357 (118 amino acids)
Source: RefSeq, a predicted model, not a curated record
AUGGCUGCUCCGGUGGAUCAUCCGAUUAGUGAAGGUAGUCCACACACAGAGGAGACGCCGGCGGCACAAGAACAGAGGGAAGAACCUGCAAACGAUUCUGAAGACGAGGAGGAUUCUAGCCAGGAGGAGGAUUCUGGCGAGAAUUCAGGCCAGGAGGAGUCGUCCGAGGAUUCAGGUGACGAGGAGGAGGCCGGCGAAGAAAGGAUUGUGCGGACCGUAAACUAUAGAGACUAUGAGUUAGAGCCUAUAAGUGAGAAGGGUGCAAAGUCUAUUAUAGGACACGUUUUAGAGGAGAGGCUAAAAACAGUUCGGUUUAAUGAUGGAGAGAAGGUAAAAGUGUGCUUGCUAUUGUUUUAA